AUAUCUAUUUUUUGUAAUCAUUAUGGAUCUAUAAAAAUUUUUCAUUUAAUUUUUUCACGCGAAUAUUCUUCGAGGAUGGUUCCAUACAUAGGAAGCAUAUUAUUUAAAACAGUGGUGAACAACUCGACAAAAAACUUUCCCAGUUGCUUGAACUGUUUGUCUAGAAUAUCUGGACCAUCCUACUUUCAAUCUUUUCCAAGAAAAUUCCAUAAUUUAAAUAGUAAUUUCAGCAUAACAUUAAAUAAACCAAGACAAAAACUUCGUUUUUUAACAAACUGUGUAAGAUUUCAGUCUUCAAAGUCUGAUUCUGGCGCAGCAGAUAGACUGCGUUAUUCUCUAGCAGUGGCAGUUGUUAUGACUGGAGCAACUAUAUUAUCUGUCCCCUUAUACAGGGUCUUCUGUCAGAAAACUGGAAGAGGAGGUAAGGCUGUCCAGUUGAGCAAUGAAAAGGUGGAGGCUAUGAAACCACAGGACAAGGUGAUCACAGUCAAAUUUAAUGCUGAUCGAUCUGCUCAGAUGCAGUGGCAGUUUAAACCUCAACAGAAGGAGAUACAGGUACGUGUUGGAGAGACUGCUCUGGCAUUUUACACUGCCAAAAACCCCACUGACAAACCUAUAAUAGGAAUUUCUACAUAUACCAUAGUGCCAUGGCAAGCUGGAUACUACUUCAAUAAAAUACAGUGUUUUUGCUUUGAGGAACAGAGGCUAAACCCAGGUGAAGAGGUGGAAAUGCCUGUUUUUUUCUACCUUGACCCUGAGUUGCUAGAUGAUCCAAGGAUGGCUAAUGUUGAUGACAUUGUUUUAUCAUACACUUUCUUUUCAUCAAAAGACCAGGAAAUCAAAUAUCCAGGCCAACAGAUCAUGCCCUCUGGUGGUGCAUAGCAUAGUAAUGCAAAUGACCGUUUGAACUCAGUGGAUUUUGACAAGUGUUACAUGUAUGUUAAAUCAUGUGGAACAGGGGAUACUAAUGCUUUUUUCUGUUGAUGUGGAUUCAUGCUGUAUAAAUAAGAACUCCAUACUGGACACAUUUGAAUGAAGAAAAAAUAUCCUAUACUGAAAGUCCAUACAACAGAAAGAUUAAAUUGAUGUAGAUAGUAUUUUGCAAAGAGUAUUAUAUAAGUGUACAGGUGACUUUGUUUUUAUUUUAAAAAAAUUAAAGUAGAAAAUAAACUGUGAUAAUUUUUAAAGUCUGAUUCUUAAUUAAAAUACUUGAAAUCA
Messenger RNA from Saccostrea echinata, 1218 nucleotides. Its product is annotated as cytochrome c oxidase assembly protein ctaG-like. Gene Ontology annotation, cellular component: mitochondrial inner membrane. The record is from RefSeq and is a predicted model, not a curated record. The coding region runs from base 76 to 882 and encodes 268 amino acids. NCBI's taxonomy places the organism in Eukaryota, Metazoa, Mollusca, Bivalvia, Ostreida, Ostreidae. Gene Ontology annotation, molecular function: copper ion binding. The transcript has 6 exons.